CCCACCUCUUCAGUGCUGGAUGUCUCACUGCCCUGGUCCUGGAGAAGGAGAAAGUAUCGUAAAAAUAAAGACUUUUGCCGACAUAACACAUCAGCGGCUUGCCAAAGGAGUUUCGUGUAGGAGUGGAGGAAUGUGAGAAACGGCGUUCUCUUCACAGACUUCAUGCACGUGCGUGAACCCGCCAGUCGAAUCCUUAAAGCAUACCAAGCUAGCUAAGACUGUCAGUGGACGAGCUAGUCGCUGCAAGACGUGGGGAAAAGCCGAAGGAUUUGUGUCCUUUUGUCAUUUUAGGAGCAUCUGGAUCAUUGCCACUCGUGCUUUGGGUUAUCUGGGCUCCAUCCAGAAGGUUUCCGAAGUAAAAGGACACGUUAUUUUGAGUCUAAAAAGAAGCUAGAGAAGGCCCGUUGGAUUGGGGGAAAUCAGUGGAGAGCAGCCAUCGCAGAAACGGGGAAAGGGAAAAUUAAUUAUUUCCAAACACCAAAUGAACACAUGGAGCUCUAGUUAUCAUAAAAUACGUAAUCCAUAUACAGAAUUUCGGCGUUUUGGUGGGGGAAUGGCAACCACGAAAACGAUACGCAUGCAGUUCGUGUAGUUGAAACAUUUUCGCUUGUCUAGCUUGCUAGCUAGCCACCUAGCUAGGCUGCAAGUAGGAAACGAGGAGAAACGGCCUUGUGGUGUUGAAAUGUUCAGAAUUAAACAAGACCCGUAUCUGCCUCAGUCAGCGUACCACAAGAAAUCCAAACGAGUCGUUUUUUCGAUCGGUUAUUCCUAUACGUAGGGUAAAUUCGUUCCGUGGCAUGAAAUUCUUUCCUCGUUCUUUAUUGGAAAGUUGAGGUUGGAGGCCUCAAGUGAUCAAUAUCUGGAUGGAUAAUAACCUUCAUUUUUCAUCUAGGACAUAAACCUUAGCUUGUAAAUUGGGGAAACCUACCCAAAUAUUUAAAACGCAUCGUUAUUGUAAAAUCAGGUGCAUUCGACCCGUUUACCCAGAGCUAUGAAAACACGCAUAAUGAACUUAUUGGCUACACAGCAAUGUUAUCAUUGAACUAUUGGGGUAGGCUAUAGGUUACAUUGUAACGACUUUGAAGAUGUAUAGCCUACAUGUCGCCGAUAGUUCGAAUAAUUUCGUGGAUCAAACGGAUCUAGAAUAGCUUGUUUCAGUUGAUUUUUGAUAUACCCUCUUCCCUGGACCAUUCUUUCGCGGGAAGAUGGGCUGCUUGGGGAACAGCAAGACUGAAGAUCAGCGAAAUGAAGAGAAGGCGCAAAGAGAAGCAAACAAGAAAAUUGAGAAACAACUUCAGAAAGACAAACAGAUCUACAGGGCCACUCACAGGCUACUACUUCUAGGUGCUGGAGAGUCUGGGAAGAGCACCAUUGUCAAGCAGAUGCGGAUUUUGCAUGUGAAUGGCUUCAAUGCUGAAGAGAAAAAACAGAAGAUUCAAGACAUUAAGAACAACAUAAAAGAGGCCAUAGAGACCAUUGUGGCUGCUAUGAGUACAUUGACUCCACCUGUCCAGCUUGCCUGUCCAGGAAACGAACGACGGAUUAAGUACAUCCUCAACUUGGUCAAUCAAAAGGACUUUGAGUUCACACCUGAGUUUUAUGAGCAUGCAAAAUGUCUGUGGCAGGACGAUGGAGUGAGGGCCUGUUAUGAGCGCUCCAAUGAGUAUCAGCUGAUUGACUGCGCACAGUACUUUUUAGACAAAAUAGACAUUGUGCAGCAGAGCGAUUACACACCGUCUGACCAGGAUCUGCUCAGGUGCAGAGUUCUUACCUGUGGUAUUUUUGAAACAAGAUUCCAAGUGGACAAAGUGAAUUUCCACAUGUUUGAUGUGGGUGGUCAAAGAGAUGAGAGACGGAAAUGGAUCCAGUGUUUUAAUGAUGUAACUGCCAUCAUCUUUGUAGUGGCCAGCAGUAGCUAUAACAUGGUCGUUCGAGAAGACAAUCAAACCAACCGCUUACAAGAAGCACUUAAUCUCUUCAAAAACAUUUGGAACAACAGAUGGUUGCGCACUAUCUCUGUAAUUCUCUUCCUGAACAAGCAGGACCUCUUAGCUGAGAAGGUCUUGGCAGCAAAAUCAAAGAUUGAGGAAUAUUUUUCAGAGUUUGCUCGUUACACCACACCAGAUGACGCAACCCCUGAGGCAGGGGAGGACCCACGAGUCACAAGGGCAAAAUACUUCAUCCGGGACGAAUUCCUGAGGAUCAGCACAGCAAGCGGUGAUGGCCGGCACUACUGUUACCCACACUUCACCUGCGCAGUAGACACAGAGAACAUCCGCCGUGUCUUCAACGACUGUCGAGACAUAAUCCAAAGGAUGCACCUCCGCCAGUAUGAGCUCUUGUGAUUAGAGGAGGUUGAGCAGCGGACUUUGAAAGAGCUCUUGCGAUUGGAGGAGGGUUGAGUCAUGGGCUGUCUAAGAGCUGAUUGGUCGAGGAGAGAAGAAUGUGACUCUCUCCCAUUACCUGCUGACUUACUCUCAUGCUGGGCCCACUAUACAUACCCACACUGUUGCCCAGGAAAACCUUGUCAGGGGACCAAAAAAAAAAAAAAAAAGCUCACAGCACCCAUGUGACGCAGACCCAUUUCAAGACUGGCUGCACACGGACCUUGAGACAAAGCUAAUUAAUAUGAUCAUCUGCACAAAUAGAUGCAACAUACAGACCUGACCACAAUUGCCCUGUCUGACAUAAAAUUAUGCACCUGCAAAGACAUAGCUCACAUUCUCUUGUCUUCUUGUAUUAGCUCGCCCUCUGAUCAGGGUGUGUGCCAUGCCACAUACAUACAGUCACAGCUAACCCUGGCAUUACUGUUGAGAGUUUUGAGCCAAUUUGUGAUGACCCCUUGGUCCUGUAUCACCUGACCAUGCCUGGCUAUUUUUAAUUGUCUGGAUCUGCUUGGUUGACCUCUUGCACAGAGACUAAUGGUUCCUCACUGAAUUGUGAAAGCGACAGGACAGACUACAAGAGGGACAUUGAGACAUGACCUUUCACAUGACUUGUUAGGUGCUUCUGGAAAGAUGAACUAUAAUGUUAGAAUGAUCACAGCUCUCCACUCCACAACCCCACUGCCUUCUUUGAUCAUCUAAUUUAAUGCAAAUAAUUUGAUUUGACAGCACUCUUGCUUCUGGGGGGGGGAGUUCAUGUAAAAGAGGGAAAGAUAGCUAUUGCCAAUAGAACACUGCUCUCUUCUGCCAUGUUUUCUCUUCCUCUCAUCAUCAACCCAGCUCCUUUUCCAGCCCUUUUCUCACUCUUGCUGUUUUUCCCCUCUUUCUUUCUCACCCUAUUUUACUGCUGGACUAUUAUUCUUGUACAGACUGUAAAAUGUAUUAUUUUGUACUUUAUUGAAAAAAAAGACUUGUAGAAGAUCCCUGUGCCUUGAUCACAACACUGCGUGGAAAAAAAGAGCUAAAGGUGUAAGGUAUGUGUCUGCGCUGUAUCGCUUGGCCUCUGAGCCAUCCUUCCCCUGGGGAAUCCGAGCCUGACUUUUUCUCGCUCCUUUCCAGAGCUGCCAUUUCUCUCAUGUUGUGUUAUUCCAGCUUGUUUUACAUCCAUGUGUCCCCAAAAGAGAAAUAAUAAGUAUAACAAAUAUGGAUGUAAAAACACUUCUAUUUCUCAGUUUUUAUAGAAUCAAAGAACUAUCACCUGUUUGUGCACUUUGUUACAGUAUGUUACAUCAACUGCAGUCCUUUUCCCAGAGGGUGAGGAUCUGCCUUACCAUUUUAUUUCAGUUUUAGCUUUAAGGUCAAAGGUGAUGGGAGAUGGGGUAACCAAAUGCAAAAUCUGGCUUGUUUCUACAUAAUUCCAUUUUUUCCUAACUAAAGAAGAAACAAAAGUAGUUUUGUUUGGAGUCAUUCUUGGCUGUUUCUGAAAGGGAACUGUAGGUGAUGGCGGAUUCGCAAAGUCAUUCUCUCUAACAAACUGAAAUGAUUGUGUAGCACAUAUCACACUGAAUGGUUGUUUAAUCAAUUUUGCAGGAUGUGUUGCAUUAAUAUGGUACCAUGGUUCAUUUAGUUGUUCUUUCCAGUUCUUUAAGUUUAUAUAGAGCAGAUGAGACCCUCACAGAUGACGCACAGGCUUUACCUAAUGCUACCCACUAGAUGGUAGCAAGCUACAAGUCACGUUGUCUGAGAAACAUCCAAUACAGUACAACCAUCUUUUGUUUUUAAGUUGGUGUUUCAAAACUACACUUCUACAUGCUGGUUUCGAUGUAUUCACACACUUGAAGAUGUGAAAUUAUUGCAAGCCUCUCACCAAUCAGUUAAUUUUAUUUAGUUCACAUGGAAACUAUGAAGUUUACAACAAGGUUCUUUGGAAAAGGGAUUCACUGAACACUUGGGAAAGUCAUUGAGAAGAAUUUCAAACAAAAGGCAAACCAGCAAUGAUCUUGCAACACUGUGGAUUAGGAAUUAAACCAAUAUAAAAGUUAACCAAUGUGAGAGGACCCUGGAGAUUUCAUGUACUGCAGUGUGUGAAUCUAUUGAACAGAUAAUCUGCAGUGCUUCACUUAGAGCCAGUUGGUGAGGAAUGUAUUUCGAAUUUCUGUUCUUUCCUGGUUACCUAUUCACUGAGCAAAAUGGGACAGAACACUUGCUUCACAAAAAUGUUUCUUUUUGGCCACAGGGUAUAGCAUAUAUUGGACUAAAAAAUAAAAGGCAUGCAAUGAAAAAGAAAGUAAGGACUUUUUAGGUCUAGUUGGUGGGAUUUUUUUUUUUUUUUUUUUACUCCUAUGGAGCGUUGAAUCUUGAAGCAUCCAUGCUUCAAGAUGCGCAUCAUUUCUGCAUGACAAUGUUAUAAAAACUGCUCAAAUGUCCUUUGUGUGAUAUUAAAUUGUGAUCAUGUGAUCACAACAUGCAUUGGCA
Electrophorus electricus (electric eel) is the source of this 4859-nucleotide messenger RNA. RefSeq names its product guanine nucleotide-binding protein G(s) subunit alpha. Gene Ontology annotation, molecular function: G-protein beta/gamma-subunit complex binding; corticotropin-releasing hormone receptor 1 binding; beta-2 adrenergic receptor binding. Gene Ontology annotation, biological process: sensory perception of chemical stimulus; adenylate cyclase-activating dopamine receptor signaling pathway. NCBI's taxonomy places the organism in Eukaryota, Metazoa, Chordata, Actinopteri, Gymnotiformes, Gymnotidae. The record is from RefSeq and is a predicted model, not a curated record. Gene Ontology annotation, cellular component: cytoplasm; heterotrimeric G-protein complex.